CUCCUGCGUGCUGGUGGCGGUGGAGCAUGGACCGAAACCCCUCGCCGCCGCCGCCGAGGCGGGACGAGGCCGAGGAGGAGGUGGCCGGGGGCGACUGCAUAGGGAGCACGGUCUACAGCAAGCACUGGCUCUUCGGCGUCCUCAGCGGGCUCAUCCAGAUUGUUAACCCUGAAAACACCAAGUCCAGCUCAGAUGGUGAGGAGCAGCAGAUGGAGCUUGAUGAAGAAAUGGAGAAUGAAAUUUGCAGAGUAUGGGAUAUGUCAAUGGAUGAGGAUGUGGCUUUAUUUCUCCAAGAAUUUAAUGCUCCUGACAUAUUUAUGGGAGUGUUGGCCAAAUCCAGAUGUCCUCGAUUAAGAGAAAUCUGUGUGGGAAUUUUAGGUAAUAUGGCCUGUUUCCAGGAGAUAUGUGUGUCUAUCAGCAGUGAUAAAAAUCUUGGACAGGUAUUAUUGCACUGUUUGUAUGAUUCAGACCCUCCUACUCUGCUGGAAACAAGCAGGUUGUUGCUUACUUGCCUUUCCCAGAUGGAAGUGGCCAGUGUCUGGGUUGAGAGAAUUCGAGAACAUCCAGCUAUUUAUGAUAGCAUUUGCUUCAUUAUGUCAAGUUCAACAAAUGUUGACUUGCUGGUGAAGGUGGGGGAGGUUGUGGACAAGCUUUUUGAUUUGGAUGAGAAGCUAAUGCUGGAGUGGAUUAGAAAUGGGGCUGUUCAGUCUCUGGAUCAACCCCAGGAAGAUUCCGAAGAGCAGCCAGUGUUUAGAAUUGUGCCCUGUGUACUUGAAGCUGCCAAACAAGUACGUUCUGAAAAUCCAGAAGGGCUCGAUGUUUACAUGCAUAUCUUACAGCUGCUUACCACAGUGGAUGAUGGAAUUCAAGCAAUCGUACAGUGUCCUGAUACUGGAAAAGACACUUGGAAUUUGCUUUUUGACCUGGUCUGCCAUGAAUUCUGCCAGUCUGAUGAUCCCCCCAUCAUACUUCAAGAACAGAAAACAGUGCUAGCCUCUAUUUUUUCGGUGUUGUCUGCCAUCUAUGCUUCACAGGCUGAACAGGAGUAUCUAAAGAUAGAAAAAGGCAAGUUAGAUCUUUCUUUAAUUGACAGCCUGAUUCGUGUCUUACAAAAUACGGAACAAUGUCAGAAGAAACCAGAGAACUCAGCAGAGUCUCACACGGAGGAAACUAAAAAGUCUGAUUUAACCCAAGAUGAUUUCCACUUGAAAAUCUUAAAGGAUAUUUCAUGUGAAUUUCUUUCUAAUAUUUUUCAGGUAUUAACAAAGGACACUGUGGCUCAGGGACUAAAGGAGGGCCAGUUAAGCAAACAGAAGUGUUCCUGUGCAUUUCAAAACCUUCUUCCUUUCUAUAGCCCUGUGGUGGAAGACUUUCUUAAAAUCCUACGUGAAGUUGAUAAGACUCUGGCUGAUGAUCUGGAGGAAAGUUUCCCAAGUUUGAAGGUUCAGACUUAAAAACUGAAUUGGAAUCUCCUCUGACCAAGAAAUAAGCUUUAUUUUCUUCACUGACAGUGGAAAUUGACAUAUAGGAAAUAUUAGAUAAAGCCCAUAUUAUACCGUAGUUGUCUAGGAUUACACUCCUGCCCUUCUCCCUCCCCCAGUCUAUCUCAUUUUUAUUUGGCAUUGGAAUCUGGAGUUUCACCACUGUCAAGCCCCCCUGCCCCCCUUUGUUGUAUUGGUUAUGUGGUAUUUGUUGUCUUCAGGUAAAGAAAACAAAAAUGCAAGCUUAUCGUUGAGAUUCUUUUUAGAAUAUUUGAGGGGUUGGUGAGGAUUUUCUUCAUAAUCUUUAAUUUGAUUUUUACGUGAGAAUUUUGUAUGUGUAUCCACUGCAAGUGCAUUCAGCUGCACUAAUAGAAAACCCUACUAUAAUAGCUUAAUCCAAUAGCUUUUAUGUAUUUUAUGCAAUAAGAAAUCCAGAGGUGGGCAGUCCAGACCCAGUUUGGUGGCUUAUGGGCCCUAAUUCCUUUCACCUCUCCACCUGGUCCACCAUAUAGACCUUUGUGUUCAUGUUUGUUGUCUUGUGAUUAAGGGGACUAUAACAUCUCUGGACCUUUCAUCCGUUCAGGGAGGAAAAAGGAGAAAGAGGCAAGGGGCUUUAUCCUAGCAAGUCUUUACCUUUUUAUUUGGAAAGGGCAGCCCUCCCUGGCCAGAACCGUGUCUCAUGGCCAUCCGUAAUGUGAGUGUUUGAGGUCAAGUACGUUUUUUUCUUUCUAGCCUCUGUAGGAGAGAGAGACAAGAGAAGGGAGAUUGGAAUGGCUUUUGGAUAACCAGUCCAUGAUGUUUGCCACAGUAUGCAAACGUAUUUUAGCCAUUUUGUUACUGUUAAUUGUGUUGAUUCCAUGCCAGAUUGUUAGUAACAAUGCAAAAGCAGUUAUUAGUUUAGCUUUGUUACAGUUGAGUUUUUUUUCAGUGUUGUAUGUAUGAAGAUAGAAAUGCUAACAUUUUGGUGAAAGCAUAUUAGCAAAAAUCUCUAUUUUCAGCAUAAUUCCAGUGGUUGAGUUUCAGAAAAUAAUUUGCUCGAGUGAAUUCAGAAUUUUUUUUUUUUUUUUGGUGAGGAAGAUUAGCCCUGAGCUAACAUCUGUUGCCAAUCCUCCUCUUUUUGCUGAGGAAGAUUGGCCUUGGGCUAACAUCCAUGCCCAUCUUCCUCUCCUUUACAUGUGUGACACCUGCCACAGCAUGGCUUGAUAAGUGGCACGUACGCCUGUGCCUGGGAUCUGAACCUGCAAACCCUGGGCCACCAGAAGUGGAGCACGCAAACUUAACCACUAUGCCACCGGCCUGGCCCUGAAUUCAGAUUUUUUUAAAUUAAGACUGAUGGAGUUUAAUAACUUUUGAUUGUUUACACACCAUGCUAUAUGUGAUUUUCCCUCUCAUUCUUUUAUCAUUCUUCGUAGUACUUCUUAAUGAAAUAUAUUCGGAGAAUCAACCAGGUACACUUAUGGAAGCAUCCAGUUUACGCUGUUUUCACUUACUGAAAGUGGAAUUGUAACCAAACUCAGUAGGUUCAUCUCUUGGUGAGUGCAGAGCCAAAAAGCACAACCAAGGCAGGAGUAGGUGAAGAAAGGUUUAUUACCUGCACAAGCAAUGGAGAACACCGGGGGUAACUCCCAAAGCAGCGUCUCCCCACCACUGGAGACUUGGUACAAAAGAGGGCGGAAGAUCGGGGUUUAUUUGCAUAACAACUCUGUUCUUUUAAGGCAGCUGCAUAGCAUGUUUACGUGUUACUACAUACAUCGCAUGAUCUAAAAAUUGCUGUUUGGACCCUCCCAGAGGAGGAGAAUUUGAGAUGGUAAUGAGUGUAGGUACCUUUAGGACGUCUGGUGCUGGAACGUUUUGCAGGGGUCUUUCCUGCCAACCUGUGCUUCUCUGCAAGACAACAACUUCUGCAAAACAGAACACAUCGUUUCUUGUUGUCUGAAAAGCACUUGACAGAUUAUGUUGUUAACCAGAUCCUCAGUAACCCUUUCUUUGCCUGGUUCCCUGGUCACAGAAUUUUUAAUGGAGUUUAAGAAAAUAUCAGUUAUGAAUCACAAAGCCAGCUUUUACCCCUCUCCUGGUACAGCCCCUUUCCAAUUUACUGCCCGGUCUGCUUGGCUUUAAAGCAUUGUUCUUGCCUCGCACUUUGUCUUCUUUCCUUGAGUGACUUUUGCUGAUAAAACACAGGAGACAGCAUUAUUGGGAAGAGGUAUAUAAUUUCCAUUUGGAGGUAGUUUUAUUGUUGAAAAUGUCCCUGCUGAAAGGAAGUGAACUAUAAGAUUAGAAUCUUACUGUUGAAACUCUAAUUGGGAGGUUUACUUCAUGUAUAUUUGCAUGUCUUCCGUGCUGACCUUAUCCAUAGGCUGAACACAACUGUGCUUAACACGAGAGUUCAAGGUGGAAUCACUCCUAGCCGCUAGCCAGUGCUAAAAAUUCCGUUCUGGUUAUCUCUUGAAGUUUAAAAGUUAAGAUGCAAAUAACCCCCAUGAGAGUAAUAAUCCAAUUUAUUAGUCAUGUUUCCAUCAGUACGUGUUAAUUUCACAUUUUGUUUUCCUGAGAGCAUGUUGUAAAAGGGGGAGCACAAGAAUCUUGGGUAUCUGAGGGAAAGAGUCAGCUCAAAGCGGGAAGUUAACAGAGGGAGAAAAGGGAUACAUGGUGGGAAGGCUGGGAUGUCCAAGUUAUUCUGCUUCCCAUUUCUGCCUUGGACCUGCCCUGUGUACUUGUUAGUAAUUGCUAUUGUAACAUUAUGAGGUGGUGCAUAUUUUCAUAGUACUUAUUUUGAUAUGUUUGAAAACUUCCUAAAUCUAUAAAUUAUAAUAGUUUUUUUUAAAAAAAUGAGCAAUGUUAAUACUUUUUUGAUGUACACAGUCUGAUGAAUUCACCCCAAAAAAUUUAGUGCUUGCGUUAGGUACAGUGAUAUUUUGAAAUGGUGCUUUCUCCAGAAGCAUAAAUAUGAAAUUUGGAAUUAUACAUAGAAAUGAAAUUGAAAUUCAUUCUUUUCCCUAUACUUUAUUGCAGAGGAGGGGAGAAAUUACAAGAGGAACUUGAGUUAGCAUUUGUUAAACCUGUCAUUCUAUUUCUAAUUAAAUUUGAAUUUGAUUUUUGAAGUAUCUAAGGCACUUAAGACAGAACGCAGAAGACAUGUUCUCCUUCUACCUUCUGCCUUUUUUUUUUUUUUUAAGAUAUUUUAUCCCCUGCUGUUAAUGGGAUAUAACUAAAUUGUUUUCUUGGUUGAUCCAACUUUCUAGAUCAAAAGACUUUCCACUCUUUCUUUAAUAUUUCCCAUUGCCUUGGCUUUGAGUUAGUUACCCUGAAUAACUGGCAUGUAAGUGGAAAAAAGUUUUAAAGCCAUAUAUAGUUCAGCAUAUAUAGUUUUUUUGAUGAAGCAGGUGCAGAAACCAACCGUAUUAAUUAAGACAUUAAGAAACAACCUCUGUUUGGGAUUCAGAAAAGCUUAAAUGCCUGAAAUGUUAAACACCGUUUUCUGUGAAGGAGUGAGCUAUAGUGAUGCCGUGUCUGAGAGUUAACUGUGAAUUUGAGUAAAGUGAAGAAAAGGAAUAUUGGGGUUAUAGAUUAUCUUGCCUAUUUUAACUGGCAUUUUUAAAAACCUCAUCAGUAGCCUGUUGUUUUAAGAAAUAGGUCCAUAUUCAUUUAGGACUUGAGCUUAUAUUAUCUUUUACCACUUUGCAGCUCCAUCUCCUCUCUGCUCCUGGCAGAAGUUUUAAGAAAGAGGAAAUAGGUAAACACCCCUCUUGAAUUAGUCCAUACCAGUACUUUUCUUUUUAUUGCUGUGAUGAGAUCUAAUCCGAGAACCAUUAUUCAAAAUCAUGUAUUUAUAGUGAGAUGAUAUGUCUUGAAUUUGCUUCAGAAUAGUCUGGGAUGAGGGGAAGUGAGUGAGUUAAGGGAGUAGAUGAAACAAGAUUGGCCAUGAAUUGGAAUUGCAGAGGCUGGAUAAUGAUUGCAUGGAGAUCCAUUAUACUCUUCUGUUUUUGUAUAUGUUUGAGGUUUCCUAUUAAUGUUUUUUAAAAGCAAGUAAAUCACACAUAUUUUUAAGCCUUAAUUUAAUUAUGAAUGAUGCUUAUUCCUUUUACGUCUAAAUAAAAAUCUGUUGUAUUAGCA
Messenger RNA from Diceros bicornis minor, 5594 nucleotides. It is a transcript of the gene SAAL1, whose product is annotated as serum amyloid A like 1. The coding region runs from base 27 to 1454 and encodes 475 amino acids. The record is from RefSeq and is a predicted model, not a curated record. Lineage: Eukaryota; Metazoa; Chordata; Mammalia; Perissodactyla; Rhinocerotidae. The transcript is spliced from 12 exons.